Messenger RNA from Debaryomyces hansenii CBS767, 1680 nucleotides. It is a transcript of the gene PGM2, whose product is annotated as phosphoglucomutase. Gene Ontology annotation, biological process: carbohydrate metabolic process. NCBI's taxonomy places the organism in Eukaryota, Fungi, Ascomycota, Pichiomycetes, Serinales, Debaryomycetaceae. The coding region runs from base 1 to 1680 and encodes 559 amino acids. The record is from RefSeq and is a predicted model, not a curated record. Gene Ontology annotation, cellular component: cytosol. The transcript has a single exon. Gene Ontology annotation, molecular function: magnesium ion binding; phosphoglucomutase activity.
AUGUCUGAAUCAUUUCAAACUGUCCUGACCAAACCAUUUCAAGAUCAAAAACCUGGUACCUCAGGGUUGAGAAAAAAGGUCCAAGUUUUCCAACAACCAAAUUAUACGGAGAACUUCAUUCAAGCAAUCUUAGACGCAAUUCCAGAAGGGAAGAAUGGAUCCACGUUAGUUAUUGGUGGUGAUGGUCGUUAUUACAAUGAUACUGUCAUUCAAUUGAUUAUCAAGAUUUCUGCUGCUAAUGGUAUUAAAAAAUUGAUUAUUGGACGAAAUGGUAUUUUGUCCACCCCAGCUACGUCACACGUUAUUAGAAUCAGAGGGGCCACCGGAGGUAUCAUUUUAACUGCAUCCCAUAACCCUGGUGGACCAAACAAUGAUCUUGGUAUCAAGUACAAUUUGGCCAAUGGAGGUCCGGCACCCGAAUCUGUCACAAACAAGAUCUUCGAUGUUUCCAAGGCCCUUGAUGAUUAUAAGAUUGUCGCGUUGCCUGAGUUUGAUUUAAGUAAAAUUGGCUCUUUGCAAACAGGCCCAAUUGAAGUUGAGAUAAUUGACUCCACUAAGGACUAUGUGGAGAUGUUGAAAGAUACUUUUGACUUUAACGCAAUUAAAAAGUUUCUUACUGAUGCCACCGAGAAGCAAGGAUUCAAGUUACUUUUUGAUGCAAUGAAUGGUGUCACAGCUCCUUAUGGCCAAGUGAUUUUCGUGGAAGAAUUGGGUUUGCCUUCUUCAUCUGUACAAAACUGUAAAUCAUUACCAGAUUUUGGAGGAUUGCACCCAGAUCCAAACUUAACCUACGCAAAGGGAUUAGUUGAUAGAGUCGACAAAGAAAAUAUUGCAUUUGGUGCAGCCUCUGAUGGUGAUGGUGAUAGAAAUAUGAUUUAUGGUGCUGGAACUUUUGUUUCUCCUGGUGACUCAGUUGCAAUUAUUGCUGAAUAUGCUGACGCUAUACCAUAUUUUGCUAGAAAUGGAGUUCAUGGAUUAGCAAGGUCUAUGCCAACUUCCGGUGCAUUGGAUUUAGUAGCCAAGGACAAGGGCUUGAAUAUUUACGAAGUCCCAACCGGGUGGAAAUUCUUCUGUAACUUAUUCGAUGCUAAAAAGUUAUCCAUUUGUGGUGAAGAAAGUUUCGGUACGGGUUCUGAUCAUAUUAGAGAAAAAGAUGGUUUAUGGGCCAUUAUUGCAUGGUUGAAUGUUCUUGCUGACUUCGAUACAAAGAACCCGGAUAAGAAGACUAGUGUGGAAAUAGUUCAAAAUUCUUUCUGGGAAAAGUAUGGUAGGACAUUUUUCACAAGAUAUGAUUUUGAGAACGUUUCUGGUAAGGGAGCUAAUAAAAUUAUUGAAUUAUUGACUUCAAUUGUCGAAAAUAGUCCAAAGGGUACAAAAUUAGCUGAUGGAUAUGUCGUCUCGGAAGGCGAUAACUUCUCAUAUACCGAUUUAGACGGAUCUGUUUCAACGAACCAAGGUUUAUUUGUCAAAUUCGAGAAUGGAUUGAGAUUUAUUGUUAGAUUAUCUGGUACUGGCUCAUCAGGUGCUACUGUCAGAUUGUACUUAGAAAAGCAUUCUUCUGACGCAUCUACCUAUCAAACCAAAGUUGAUGACUAUUUGUCUCAGGAUAUUAAAUUUGUCUUAGAUUUAUUAAAAUUCAAUGAGUUUUUAGGAAGAGAAGAACCCGAUGUCCGUACGUGA